AUGGUAGUCUCAGCAUCGUCGUCGACGCUCACGCAGCAUUUCUUUGCUGCUCACGAGCACCGGCAGCUCGGCCAGACCGCCGCCUCCUCCGGUCCAUCUUCAACCGCAUUUCGCGACCUUCCUGACGAGGAGUACUCCGCAGACUUCUCUCCCGAGGCCUUCACCAAGCGAAUCAUGCAUGGAGUCGCCCCGACCCAGACUCCCCUUCUACCACCCACACCGUGUGUUCCCGACCGACCAUUAGACACAAACAAGGGCUAUCCUCUCCAGACCACCUGUUUUGGCGACAUUGACUGGUUCGCCGUCGCAGAUCAGCAGCGCCAGGAACUGAAAGUGCCUGACGUCCCAGAAGGCCCCUCUCGCGCCAAACAACAGUCACUUAUCGCAGUCGACGUCAGAAGUGUCGCCUGGGCCAAGUCGGCUCCCAGACGGUCACCAUCUCCGACUGACCCCAAGAAGCCUGCCUCUGUGCGCACAAUCAUCAACUCGCUCGUCCAGACAGAUAUCGACGGCGAUGACUCAAUGUUCUGGUACAAGUCUACCACCCGCUUUGCUUCUCCCGAUGACGAAUGGGACUACGAACGCCUCAGACGUCGCAUCCGCGAAUACACCACGAAAUCCGACUCCUACCAAACCUCCGCAUCUUCGGUCUCCGGUCGACUUUACUCAGUGUCCAGACCCCCGCCCCCUGAAUCCGGCCUUGGUCCUGCGGCUCGCGUCAACGAAACAGUCCGCCAGACCGCCGUUCGCAGACUGAAGGCUGUUCUCGCCCAUCUCACCGCGACGGAUGCGGAAACCGCUGAGGAGCUCUAUCGUCAAGGGUUCACUCCCGAAGACCUCGCAAACAUGGACGGGAGUGACAUUGACCUCACCAAGCUUCGCCUGGCUAUCGAUGAACUCAGCGAGCCCAUGGGCCCAAAGACUUCAUAG
Myxozyma melibiosi is the source of this 930-nucleotide messenger RNA. RefSeq lists its product as uncharacterized. The transcript has a single exon. The coding region runs from base 1 to 930 and encodes 309 amino acids. The record is from RefSeq and is a predicted model, not a curated record. Lineage: Eukaryota; Fungi; Ascomycota; Lipomycetes; Lipomycetales; Lipomycetaceae.